This is a messenger RNA of Fundulus heteroclitus (mummichog), 11564 nucleotides long. Its product is annotated as calmodulin-binding transcription activator 1. Lineage: Eukaryota; Metazoa; Chordata; Actinopteri; Cyprinodontiformes; Fundulidae. Gene Ontology annotation, cellular component: nucleus. The record is from RefSeq and is a predicted model, not a curated record. Gene Ontology annotation, molecular function: transcription coregulator activity; double-stranded DNA binding; protein binding. Bases 312 to 5030 code for a protein of 1572 amino acids. The transcript is spliced from 21 exons. Gene Ontology annotation, biological process: regulation of transcription by RNA polymerase II.
UGGAAAGCGGGGAAGAAGCGGAGAGGAUGGAGAGGACCGCGGCUCACCAUCAGCGGACCCCCGCCGCCAUUCCUCACCGUUCGGGCGAAUAGCAUCACCGAACGCGGCAGGCUCGCCUCCUACCCGCCCCCCCACCCCCCGCUCCUUCCCAGACCCGCCCCCCUCCUUGAGCCGACCUCGCCGUGCACGCGCGUGGUCCUCCCCUCCACCACCAGCGCCGCCACCCCUCCCACCACUAGGUCGAGGCGAGGAGGAGGAGGAGGAGGAGGAGGAAGAGGAGGAGGAGGGAUGAGGCGCGCGGCGGAGGGGAAAUGGCUGCCGAAAACAAGCCGGAAGGACUGAAGAAGAUACGAAACCCAGAGCGAAUGGUCAGGAUUGCUGUUGGUUACACAGGACACACCCCUCCCAAGAGUGACGAAUCCGACGCCAACAAUGAGCCAGGCCAGCUAAAGAUCUACCUUCCCAAGAAGCUGCUCGAGUGUCUACCCAAAUGUUCCUCUCUGCCCAAGGAGCGCCAUCGCUGGAACACCAACGAGGAGAUUGCUGCAUAUCUCAUCACUUUUGAGAAACACGAUGAGUGGCUGACGACAUCGCCAAAAACCAGGCCUCAGAAUGGCUCUAUGAUCCUCUACAACCGUAAAAAGGUGAAGUACAGGAAAGAUGGCUACUGCUGGAAGAAGAGGAAAGAUGGGAAGACCACCCGAGAGGAUCAUAUGAAGCUUAAGGUCCAGGGGGUAGAGUGUCUGUAUGGCUGCUACGUCCACUCCUCCAUCAUCCCCACCUUCCAUCGUAGAUGCUAUUGGCUGCUGCAGAACCCGGACAUCGUGCUGGUGCACUACCUGAAUGUGCCGGCAGUGGAUGACAGCGGGAAGCCGUGCGGUCCGGUCCUCUGCUCCAUCAACACGGACAGGAAAGAGUGGGCCAAGUGGAGCAAAGAGGAGCUCAUCGGGCAACUCAAACCUAUGUGUGCUGGAAGCAGCCUGCAUCAGAAAUGCUCCAGUGUCAAGCAGCGUAUCAUCUCAUCCAAACAGGAGUCAGGCGCAGGAGGAGGGACAGCAGUAGGAACCAGUGUAGCAGCAGGCCAGAGAGCUGAGGAAGCAGAUGGCACGGAGGUCCAGAACAGUGAUGUAUCGGAGGGCCAGACUGAGCCCAACCCUGGCGGGGGCAGGAGCCGGGCGGGCGGAGCGGAGAGGAGGAAUGGCAGGAUAACCAAACCUUCCCUGCUCCCACAGAGCAGCAUGGAGGUGUCAUCUUCCACCUCGACCAACCAGGUGGAGGUACCCGACACCACCCAAAGCUCGCCGCUGUCUAUUGCGAGCGACAUGGCUGACAGCCCGGCUCUUGCCAUUGGGACCAGCUUGUCACAGAGUACUGCUGUGUUUAUGUCUGAGGUCACCACUCUGACCGGGGAUUCGGUUUACUCGGCGGGCCAUACCCACCUGUUGGCUUCGACCCAUGAGAGCACCGCCACUGGUAUCCUGUUGGCUGUCGCCCCUGACAACCAGCGGUUCGCAUCAUUCAGUGGAGGGUUGGGGGAGGGAGGGGAGCUCGUUCUGUCCAGCUCUUUAGACUCUGGUGUUGGUGUCAGCCUUCCCGAGACCACCAUGACCUUCGAUCCUGACUGCUUCCUCAACAAUCCCAAGCAGGGACAAACGUACGGAGGGGGCGGAGGGAAGACCGAGGGCUGCAAUGGCGACGACGGGGGGCUCCACUGCUCUACUAAUGGCUUCGUUUAUAACCCAGCACUCGUCAACAACAUCAAGACAGAAGCUCCGCCGCUGGAGCAGCCGCUUGCAACACAGAGCAGCUACGUGGGAGAAGGGACGGGCCUCAGCCCCAGCACCACCCUGGAGCAGAUGGACUUCAGCGCCGUCAUGUCCUCGGCCUGCGUCUCCAGUCUGAGCCAGCCUUCGCACCACCCUUCCCAAGGCCUCUUCCUCCAGGCCUCCCCCCAGACAACCCAGCCUGCUCAGCUGCAGGUCAACGGCACCAAGGCCGCCCAGGAAUCCAGCGAAUCCCGGGCCUACAUCGGCCUGCCCCCAGUGGUCUCCGACUCUCCGGUCACCAAUGGAGAACCGCACGCGCACCUCCACCAGGCGAGCACGGACCAGCAGGCCCUGUGCGCGAGGAACGGGCAGGCGGCAGCAGUCGGGUCGUUCCCCCUGACAACACAGGACGUCGACCAGCCGGGCAGCAGGAGUCAUCAGGACGUCGCCGCCUUGGAGAAACCAACGGAAAAUGGAGAAGAUUUGCUCCUCAAGGCCGGGGAUCCCCACGAGGCGUAUGCGAGCGUUGAUGCCAAACAUUACCUACAGCCCACAGAUGACACGGGAGGGGGGGACGAGGGUGGAGGGGGCGGAGGAGGAGGAGCUGAGAAUGAAAUCAUAUGUAACGGUGUGAGCAUCUCAGUCGCCAGCAGUUCAGUGGUGGCCAGUCCUCAGUCAAUAGGCGUAGGUUCAAACAUUGAAGGUGCUCUCUACAGCUCUCCGCUUCCUCAGCAAGGUGCCGGGGUGUCCGCAACGACAGCUGGGGCAGGGGCAGCUAUCAGCCUGGAAGGAUUUGAAGCUUCAUUUGGAAGCCAGUUCUCCGAUCUUAUCAAUGAUUUCAUCUCAGUAGAGGGUUCUGGGGGUGGUGUGGCAGCGGCCGUCACUGGGGUUCUGAUGCCCCAAGAGGGGGCAGGAGGAGAGGAACACAGCACAGCGGCCGGCCACCUGCAGGGCUCUGAGGUGGAGCAGGGGCCGCUGGGACUGCUGCAGGAGACUGGCAGGCUGUUCGGCGUGACGGACUACUCCCCAGAGUGGUCUUAUCCAGAGGGGGGAGUGAAGGUGUUGAUCACUGGUCCGUGGUUGGAGUCCAGCAGUGAGUACAGCUGCCUCUUCGACCACAUCAGUGUCCCAGCUGCGCUCAUCCAGCCCGGGGUGCUGCGCUGCUACUGCCCAGCCCACGAUACAGGACUGGUGAUGCUGCAGGUGGCCAUGGGCGGUGAGGUCAUCUCUUCUUCUGUGGUGUUUGAAUAUAAGGCACGCGACCUACCAGCACUGCCAUCUUCUCAGCACGACUGGCUGUCCCUGGAUGACACCCAGUUCAGGAUGUCCAUCUUGGAGCGUUUGGAGCAAAUGGAGCAAAGGAUGGCUGAAAUAACCAAUCAGAACCCCAGCUCAGAAACCAUGGCAACCAAGGGUGGAGGAGUGGAGGGGGGAGGAGCUAAUGAUCAGCGGUCUCAAAGCUCCCCUGAUCAGAGCACAUUUGAGGGCCGCGUGGUGGUGGUUUGUGAGAAGAUGAUGUCUCAGCCCUGUUGGACUUCUUCUAACCAGCUCGUCCACAGUAAGAACUCCAGAGGAAUGACGUUACUGCAUCUAGCCGCAGCUCAGGGUUACGCGGGGCUCAUCCAGACACUCAUUCGCUGGCGCACAAAGCAUACCGACAGCAUUGACCUUGAGCUGGAAGUGGAUCCUCUUAACGUCGACCACUUCUCCUGCACACCACUUAUGUGGGCGUGUGCUUUGGGCCAUACUGAGGCAGCACUUGUUCUUUACCAGUGGGACCCAAGAGCUCUUGCGAUUCCUGACUCCCUGGGUCGCCUGCCGCUGAACAUCGCCCGAUCCCGCGGUCACACUCGAUUGGCUGAGCUCCUGGAGCAGCUGCAGCAGAGUCCUCACACUAAGGGCCAGACUGUGGAUAGCUGGAUGGAGAAGUGGAAAGGAGGUUCACUGAACAGUGGAAUCAGCUCCAGCACUAAUCCAAGCCCAGAGGUGAGAAGAAACAGAGCAGAGAGCCAGCCAUUAAACCAGAACCAGAGCUGGAGCCAAACUGGUCAAAGACCCCAACCAGGAGCCAACGUGGAACAAGGAGGUCCGCCCCCAGCCAAACGACUGAAAUCUAACCAUGCGAGCCAGCAACAGCUCGCUAACUCAACCCCAGGCUCCAACACCAUCAGCUCCCUCCUCGCCUCUUCCCCGCGGCCUAAUCCCCUCCGGUCCAUCUUACCCAAGACCCAAAAAUCUGACCUCAGCUAUCAGAGAGCACCUCCUUCCAGCUCCACCCCUGACCAGCCUCGGUUCCCCAGUGCCCCAUACUCUCACCUGCAGGCCAGGAUAAGGGGGUCUGAGAGGGACAACAUUUGGAGCCUGAGACGAUCUCUUGGACCAAAUAGCCUGGUCCGGAGAUUUCAAGGAAAAGAACGGUUGGCCAUUCAUCUGCGGCAGAGAGUGCUGUCUGACAGGGGAGAGGAGACUGAGCUGCUGACCUAUCAGGAUAACGCAGACGACUUGCAGGUGGACAUUACGAUGCUUGCUGAUCACAUCAUGGAUGCUUCAGCUGGACGGCUUAAGCAGACCACAGACGCUGAAGCAGGUUCUGCAAAGGUUGGGAUCAGCAGUGAUGUAAAGUCGCUGUCUGGUUACCUUGAUGAUGUGGAAAGGUUUCUGAAAUCCAAGCCCCAGGCUACAAGCCCCAAACCAAAUUCACUCUCAGGGCUGGAGGAGCAGCAGACUUCUCAUGCAAACCAAGCGCCCUCGUCUCCCUUUGACUGGAGCUCCUUCCUCUGUGCAGCUAUGAAAGAGGAGAAGUUGAAAACAAACUCCUCUUGUCUAGCCAUGACUGAGGCAGAGCAGCAGGAGCUGUAUGAAACCAUCCGGCACGCUCUGCACUCCCUCAGAAAACACAAGGGUCCCAUUCAGGAACAACGCAAAGAGAUUGCAGCAGUGAUUCAACGCUGCUACAAGAGAUACAAGCAGUAUGCACUUUAUAAGAGGAUGACUUUAGCAGCCAUCCUGAUCCAGAGUCGUUUCCGGAGUUUCCACGAACAGAGGAAGUUCCAGCAGAGCCGUAGAGCAGCGGUCCUCAUCCAGCAAUACUACCGCUCCUACAAGCACUCCCUCAGCAGCCUCCUAACUAAAAAACAGAACCAGGCUGCUCGUAAGAUCCUGAGGUUCCUGCUCCGCUGCCGCCACAGGGCCAGAGAGCAGAGAAAGGCCAGGGGUCCUGAGAAUGCAUCACCAGGCCCUGCACACAGCCCCCUCAGCCUGUGAGCACUCCAAGACCCCACCCCACCCACGCUGCCCCCAACCACCCCUCCAAUCAUCUUUCCUCCAACCCCCAACCCCCCCUACCCUCCCUUCCUUUUCCAUUUCCCAGCCUUACCUCGUGCCCUCUUCUCUCCUCCUCGCUCUCAACCUCCCUGGCCUCAUUUCUCAAGAGGAAAAAAAAAAAAAAACUCUUCCCAAACGGACUGAGGACAGGAUAGGUGUCCAUCAUGGCAGCUCAGACAGACAGACUGCUGGGCAGAGCCCCAGAACCAGGCUCUGCUCACAGCACUGAUCCUCCUCCAGUUUAACUGGGAGGCCAUCACAUUAACCUCAUGGCAUUCUUUGCACUCCUCAUGGGUAUGUUUCUUUGCAAGAGCAAGUUGUCGAGCGGGACACGUGGGAAAAAAAAGAAAAAAAAAAAAAAGAGGAAGUGCCUGACGACGACAUCCUGCUGUCUAAGGCAGCAGCUGGAUGCGCUGAAGAGGCUCCGGCGGGGAACAGCUGGCUCAAGGAAGAGGCAACUUAUACAUGCAAAAAAAACACGCAAAACCCCGCUGUGUUUUUUUGUAUCCAAGCAGAGAUCUGUGAAAGAAUAAGAAACCAUAAACCAAAAAAACUCACUUCUAUGUUGCAUUUGCAUGCAAGGUCCAACCCCCCCUCUUUCUCUCGCUUAUUUCUCCUCUAUAUCAUCCUACAGAGCUACAGUGGCAAAUCAUUCUGCUGAUUCAGUAUCUCACAGUAUCACCCAACCACUCUGACUCACAGGCUUACAAAGCUAUUAGUCACCUAAUCAACAAAAAAAAAAAAGGGGAGGAACUGCACUUGAAUGUACGAGGAGCAUUGUUAGAUAAAAGGGAAGCGGCCUGAAUAACGAUGUCUUAAUUUGCUACAUGGACUUUGUAUGGAGUUGUUCUCAACGGCAGCACUUUUGCUUGCCCGACGUGGUGUGUCCGUGUUCGUUCAAUUCAAUGCAUGUGUUUGAGCUAUGAGCUCCUGCAUGCUUGCCAAACUGCUUUAGUGUUGUUUCUUUUUUGUAAUUUCUAUGUGUAAUCGUGUCUCAUGUCUUCAUCGACUUAUCCUUGCCCUGUGUAAUGUGAACCGUGUAAGGACAAAUGACUUCUUUUGGGUGCUUUAUUUAUUAUUUAUUUAUUUGAGGGUCUAAUUCUUUGUUUAACUGGCUCAAGAGUGGUUUAGCUCAAGACUGGUCCCACCCCCAACCCCCCCAACCCCCACCCCCAACCCCCAACCCGUUCCCCUCCCGGUGUGAUAAAAUAUGACAUGUUCCAAUGGUUAAAUGUCUCUGUUAGUUUGUUCUGCGUGAACCUCCAAAUCCUAACUGUGGUUUUGAGGACAGAGUCACAUAACAUUGCCUUGACUUCUUCUUGACUCCGAGAGGUCUCUAUGCUUGCUCUGUAAAGGACACGGGUCCUCUACUUGCCCCUAUACAGGGCACCGCUCCCUGUAUCAGCCCUAUAUGGGUGAUCAAAUCCAUAUUUUGGACUAUUGCAUAUUUCUGUACAUAAACUGACGAGGUAAGGGGAUACAAGGACCCUGAAACUUUUUCAUAAGAAGACUGUAUUUAAGAUUAUAAAUUAUUUUACUUCCCGUAACGAGAACUUUAGACAGAGAAUCUGGGUACACAGGACGGCAUAUUGCUUGUAAAUAAUGUAGAUAAUACAAACGGAGUAAUGUGCAUGAGAUUUAAGACAAAAGAAACAGCUAAAAGAACAUAGUGGCUAUGGACUGUGAGAGGAUUUUAACUGCUUCACUUUAAGAGUAUCCAGUAUAAGUGUUAUUUAAAAAGGACAUUUUCUUAAAAGCAUGCAAACGAAAAAUCUAACAUUAGAAAUAUAAGUGGGAAAACAAAGUAAGCUGAAACCAUGAUCUUUCAGACAUAAAAAAAAUACAAAAAACAAACCAUUUACACUUUGUGCUCUUGUUUCUUGGCUAGCAAAAAUUAAACCCGUUUUGCCAGUAGUGCCAAUCAUUAUGAAUGCUAUUUUUGCCUAACAACACAGUAUGUUAUGCUGGGGAAACCAGUACCAAGAAGUUAUCAGUAAGACCCACAGAGGCAGCAGAUGCUGACAGUAAACAAUAGCGACCUAGUUCUAGCUCAGAUGUAGACCUACAAAUCCUGAAGUUUGUCUGAAACGGUAGACUUAUGCAUAAAACGGCGAUGGGGACGAAGCAAGCAUAAAAGAUGAUGCUGAUGACUUCGAUGUUUAAAUGUGAAUGCUAUGACUGGUGAACCAUAAAGGGAAGAGGGUCCCACAGUGGGUAUAAAAAGUCUGAGCACACAUUAAACAUAAAAUGUAUGAUUUCUUUCCACCUUCGAUGUGAAAAUAGGCCUAUAUAAAGGCUUUGAUGCAAGGAUUUCAUUAUAAAUCUGUUGAUCUGGUUUAUUUUUUUGUGAUUUAAUUUUACAUGUGUUCUACGGUGCUUUUGUGGCCUUUUCUCUAAGAAAGGGGCUUUACAAGUUAAGCUUUUACAUGUGUUUUAAUUAUAAAACCAGUAAAGUUAUUUGAAAACAAAUUUUAAAUAGUAAAGAAAUGAAAUAAUGUGGUUGCAUAGGUAUGCACAAGCCUAAUCUAAAAGUUUGCUGCAACCGGUUUUGAUUUUAUUGCAGCACGCGUUUGGGCAGGAGUCUAUCAGCAGGAUACGCCUUGACUUGGCUAUGUUUGCUCACUCCAACUUUGAAAAAAGACCAAAGCCCCAGUUUCACCAAAACCAAAACAGCCCACACCAUGAUCUUCCCACCAUCAUGCUUUAAAGUGGCUAUUGUGUUCCUUUUGUGAUGCGCAGUGUUAUUUUUGCACCAAACAUACUGGAAUUAUUUUUGGAAUUAUGGCCAAAAAACCCAAAUUUAAUCGAAGCUUAACACAAUUUCCCCCCGUGCUUAUGGAGAACUUCAAAAGUGGGUUUGCAAAUUUUAGCCUCAGUUGGGGGAUUCCUUUCGUUUCCAUUCUAACCUUUUGCUCAGACACAUGAGUAAUGCUAGAGAUCGUUAUCGCAUGUACUACACAGUCAGUGCUUGCCAGAAACUUAUGCUACGUUUUGCUGCGGGCCUCUUGGCAGCUUUCAUUUUCUCUUUUCAUCACUUUCGGGGAUAAGGGUAAUGUCCAUGUUACGCCACAUUUUUCUCCUUGAUUUAAUGGCUUGGAAUUCCUCCGGUCCCCGCUUUGGAAACUUGCUGCAGACGCUGUUGGGAAAUAGUCUAUAGGAGAAGGUCAGAAAAACCGAGUAGAAGUGCCGAACCAUAUUUGUGGUUUGAACACAGCUACAUCUCUGGCUAAAAGAGGAGGUACACUAUUUUGCAACCACUUUAUUUCAGUUUUAAAAAGUUAGGGAAUUAUAUAUCUUUGUCUAAUUUUUUUACGUCACAAACAUAUCAUUUAAAUCGCAGGUGUGUGGACUUUUUAUAUCCACUGAAUGUCCCUUACGGGGUGGUUUUGCUCUAGCAACAUACUGGCUUUUAUUGAGACCAUUGUUCCCACCUGCAGCAGAUCCAGCCCGGCCUCCAGUCAAAGGUUUCCAUCUUCAAACAGAAUGUCUCUGAACUCAUGGUUUGUUUCAUUUCUCUUCCUUUUCUGCUCAUUGUCACUGCCAUAAUUGUAUGACAUGUACUUUAAUCUUUUGGGAAGCUCUGUUUAGAAAGUGCCUGCUCAACAACAGAAAACUAAUAUCAGGAAGUAUUGUAUAUUCUCCAAAAUGUUCCCAGUUAUCGCUUUAUUUUCCUAAAUUGUGUGUUAAAAUUAAACUUGACAGUGUUCUGCUCUCUGUUAAAAGCCCUAAUCUGUCUGGUAUGAAUGGAUGCUCAUGGCCUAAUUGAUAAUAUGUGUUACUUUGUUGGGCAAACAAAUAUGACAGCAACGCCCCCACCUUUGUGUGUACUUAUUGGAGGAGGGGAGAAAAAAAUUAAUUCUGCUUCUGUCUAUGAGAGGCACUAUCACAAGUCGAUUUGCAGCUUUUCCACUGGGAGACCUGUGUGUUUUCAUUUAAUUCUCGCUCUUAUUUUUCUGGGAGAAAAUCAUUUUGCAACAUUAAAACAAAAGCAAAACUCUGAAGUCUUUAGCUGUCUAAAUAUGUGUCACAAACAUCCUCUUUGUUGACUUUUUUUUCUUUUUUUUGUUUCAACCGUGACCCAGUCUCUCACUCUGAUGUGCUCGCACUCAGCGUGGAACGCAAAGGUUCGCGGUCUGGCACACACGUCAAAAAGGCCACACUCUUUCUCUCAUGUGCUUAUGUCUUCGGGAGGCAUGAAAUCUCUCCCUUAGAUUAUACUCAGGGUUGAAGAACAGGGAGAUGGUAUGUGGAUUGCAUUAGAACUGGCUGGCACACAGGUGUCCCGCAUUUGGCGGCCGCGUCCAUUCGGAUGCACGUAUGUGUGCACAUAUUGGAAGACAUCAGCUGUCCCUUCGUUGUGUAGCACCUGCAAAUUUGAACACGUUUGAUACGCACGUUGCUGUAUCCGAAAAUGCUCUUGAACCUAACAUCCAAGAUCCUUAACAUGGACAAUUUUAGGUGAUGCCAAAUUACAGUGUCUUGCAAAACCAUCAAUAACCCUUGAACUUCAUCACAAUUUGUCACGUUACAGUCCCAGAUUUAACAUAUUUAACUUAAUGAAAAGGAUACAUGUUUCUUUUUUUUAUAUAUCUUUUGUUGAUAAAAAAAUAAAAGUGUGGCAUGCUUUUAAUUCAGCUCGCUAUAUCUCAGUUCUAUGCAGAAUCAAAUAGUGAUGUAAUCAAAGCUGCAAACAAGCUUAGGUUUAUUUCUAGCAGCUCUACAGACCCAAAGAGAUGCAUAUUUUUGCCCUUUUUUUGUUUUUGUUUUUCAAUAGAAAGCUCGGAAAUUAUGUCUGGGUGUUUAGCUGCACCAUCCUCACUUGAACAUGCUUUGAUCUAAACCGUUCCACUGUAGCACCGGCUGUAUAUUUCAGGUCAUCCUGCUGGAAUGUUAACAUCUUUCCCCCAGGAUUGCCCUCGUUUUAGCUCCAUGCAUCCUCUCAUAAACUCUGGCCAGUUUUCCUUCUAUAAUGCCAGAUUUGUGGAGCACCAAACAUACUUAGCACUGCAGCUCCUCCAGAGUUACAAUGAGCUUCUUGACUGGUUCUCUGAUUGAUACGCUUCCUGCCCAGCCUGUCCAUUUAAGUGGACGGUCGUGUCCUUGUAUGUUUUGCCUUUGUGCCAUAAACUCUUUCCAUGUUGAAAUGAUAGGCUGGACAGAGCUCUGGGAGAUGUUAAAUGCUUAGGAUGUAGUUUUAUGGCCCGCCUCUGCUUUAAACGUCUCCACAGCUUUCUCCCUGUGCUGGGUUCCUUGGCCUUUAUCAAGCUGUCCAUUCACUGAUGUUUUCCAACUCCAAACUCAGGCCUUAUCAGAACAACUAAAUUUAUACUUAGGUGAGAUGACGGCGGACUCGAUCAUGUGACUUCAUAGGCAACUGGGUGCACUUUAAUUAGGGGCAUCAGAGUAAAGGCAGCUGAAUGCAAAUGGCCACCACACUUUUCAGAUACAUAUUUCAAACGCCUUGAAACUCAUGUAUCCUUUUCCUUCCACUUCACGGCUACAUCACGUUUGCGUAUUGCAUAAAAUCCCAAUAAAAUACAUUGUCUGCAUUUGUAACGACCAAAUCGGAAAGGAUUCAAGCGUUAUGAACAGCUUUUUAAAGGCACUGUAAGUCAUACACCUCCAUCAUCAUAAAAGCUAGGUUUUAGUUCACUUUUAUCGAUCGUGCCGAUAGACAGCCACGGCGAGGACAGUCCCUCUUCAACCCCUAUGAGACUGUCCUUCCUCCCUCAGCAGCAGAGCUAAAGAUGACAUUCUGAAACUCCCUCACAGACGUGCACAAGCAAUCAUUGGUUCGUGAACUUGUACAAUACACAAAAUACUAUCCCUCACUACAGAAACCCCAUCAGUAGGAUCUUGUUUUGGAGAGGACGGCGACUGUAAAGAGUAUGUAGAUUAGAAAAAGUACAGAUUAAAAGGUAAGACACUUUGCCAUAGUAAAACAGGUGGUGAACGUGCACAGAGGUAGCCUCUGUUCUCAUAAGUCCGCCUAGAAAUGAACCAUAUAACCUUUCAGGCCUUGUUUCAAGAGGGCGUGGCCAAGCACCACAUUGCAUGCUAGAAUGGUAGACCCUUAUAGAUAACCUAUGGCUAGACCUCUCCUUGCCUUCCUGCUCUUUCACCCUGUCUUCCCUUCCUCUCUCUCAUCUCCUGCCGUACCACCAUCCUGCCUGCUGUUGUGUUCUCCAUGCUGAUCUCAGCUGCUCAUUCCUCUCUCUCUUUCUCUCGCUCUCUCUCUCUCUUUUUUUUUGUAGUCUAGUUUUUAAAUCCUUAUUUUUUUUGUUUGUUUUACAAACAUGCAUGCACAAGCAUCACUAACUUGUUGAUGUUUUCAAAAGAAUAUUUUGUUGCUGAGGCCAUGCAAAGUGUUUUUUCAAUAUUGCCCUUAUAUGUGGAAUAUGUCUUCUGAAUGCUUUACAUAAUUUCUGCUGUAAAAUGAAAUCAGAAUAAAAAGAAAAUUUGCACUUUAACCUA